AUGUCAGGUGUCGGACCCCGAGUCUCCAAGGAAGAAUUCAUGCAUUCUCUGGGCCUGCGGUCUGGAGAUCCCCAGCAUGAACAGUACUACCGUGCCAUGCGAGAUGAAGCAAUCAUGGUCUACAAUCGUUUGCAUCAAGAUAAAUCACAUCUCGUCGACAACGUCCGCGAUGACCCAGACACGCGACCCCCAUUCUUCUGGCACCACAUUCUACCAGACCACCAGCGGUGGGCAAUCAUGGAGAUCUGGCGCAACUCCGGACCCAUGACACGGCCACUAUUUGACCGCGGCGGGACGAACUCCGAGUACGGACCGAACUGGGUGGCUGGGUGGCUGUUGUACAGUGUGUUUCGCUCACGAGAUGUGAGAAACAAUCGGAAUCGACGGAAAGGGGAGAGUAGUGGGAAUGGAGGAGAGUCUGACAAGAGAAUGAGACAGGUUGAGGAGACAACUUCUCCUAAGAAGGGAUACUAUGAUCCUGUGCGGAAUGGGACGCUAUAG
Messenger RNA from Penicillium malachiteum, 501 nucleotides. RefSeq lists its product as uncharacterized. The transcript is spliced from 3 exons. Bases 1 to 501 code for a protein of 166 amino acids. The record is from RefSeq and is a predicted model, not a curated record. NCBI's taxonomy places the organism in Eukaryota, Fungi, Ascomycota, Eurotiomycetes, Eurotiales, Aspergillaceae.